This is a messenger RNA of Coccinella septempunctata (seven-spotted ladybird), 1187 nucleotides long. RefSeq lists its product as uncharacterized. Lineage: Eukaryota; Metazoa; Arthropoda; Insecta; Coleoptera; Coccinellidae. The transcript has 3 exons. The coding region runs from base 360 to 716 and encodes 118 amino acids. The record is from RefSeq and is a predicted model, not a curated record.
UCUAAUUAUAUCGAUUGUUGCAUGUUGUUUUCAUUGAACUAUACGGUUUUCCUUUUCAUCCAGAAAGAUAAAUGUUGUGUCUGGAUCGGCCUCAAUAACUUGAUAUAUCCUUGAUCUGAUGUUGUCCGUUUUUGGAACGAGUAACCAUUUGUUGUCAUUAUGACUCAAGACUUUGAGCGAUUUGAAUGAUAAGCGCGACUCAAUUAUCCCAUAUAAUUUAAGUGCUUCAAUAUGGAUCCCUUAAAAAGUAAUCAUAAGUGUUGAAAAUUAUGGUUUGAAUCUACGGUAAUAGAAGAAAAAUAGUUUUGUUGAAAAUCGUGUCUGGUUUAAAAUAGUGUAUAAACCAAUAAACUUCAGAUAUGUGCGAUUAUGACGGAGGGUACUAUGAUGGGGGAGGUUACACAGAGGAUAUUGUCCACCACGACGUUGUACAUCAUGAUGUUGUCCACCAUGAUGUAAUCCAUGACUACUACCCCCAUCACGUGGAUUACUGUUCGCCCCAUGUUGAUAUUUUCACACCUGGUAUAGGAAUUGGUGUAGGGGUAGGGAGCUAUGUUGGUCCGAUGGUUACUCCAGUGGCGUCCUACCCUGCACCAGUAAUGGGGUAUCCAUCUGGGCCUGCUGUAGGUGUUGGUUACGUGCAGUCAGCUCCAGCUCCAGUUGUCUAUACUAGAGAACCAGAAGUGACAUGUUGUGCAACUUGUACCAUUCUAUGAAACCAAAUGAGAACUUCGUCUUGAACCAAUUUGUUUCGAAGUGUCUUACUUCAUGAUAAUACUUUAUACUGAUAUAUGAUAGAUGAUAGUACAACGAUCAUCUCAGAAAUAUUUUGGAUAUUCUAUAAAAAGAGGUGAAUGAAGUGGUUACAUGAUUUGGCAUACAAUAGCAAAUAUGUGUGCAAAAUCUUAAGAAUGUACCUUUCUGAUUCACCACUUUAUUCUAAACUAGUAAAUGGAAAUGUGAUACUCGAUUUUUUUUUAAUUCAUAUGAAAUUAGCUUCUUCAUAUUUAUAUAUACACUUUUUUACGAAAACUUAAAGCACUUUUAAAUAAAAUUUUCAGGUGUUUGAUGAAAUUGAGAAAUAUUCGAUUAUUUAGAUAUCAAUAUAUUUAUUGUUCUUUAAUAAUUUUAUCAGUACUGUUUGCCUAUGUAACGACUUUCUUAAUAAAGAGAUUCUAAAUUCGUUA